UCUGCACCCACGGGGACAGACAGAAAGACAGAAGCAACUUCUGUGUGGCACCUGAUGGCCUUGGGUCUCUGAGGGAGCUUUGGGGGGCUGCCCUGUCCUGGCUGACGCUGUCCGUGUGGUGAGGGGGAGGCACACGCUGACAGUUAACUGAAGAAUCUGAACUCCACCCCUCUCCCCUCACGGGGGCUGGGGUGGGCUCCUCUCCAGCAGGAGCUGAGGGUAGGGACAGGAGCAUCUAGAUUUCCAGUGUGUCUUACAGAACGUAAGCCCUGACAAUUCUGGGCCUAGCCCAUGGCUGAUGAGCUGCCCUCGUUAGCUGCCAUGAGCUUGCCAGCUUGCCAUAGUCCUCACCCCUCUCUAGUGUGUCCCUGACAAGACAUUUCAUAUUCCACAUUCUGCUUACCUAGUUCUUUCCUCACCUGUUUCCUGGCACAGAAGCCAUCCUCGGUCCCAGAUGUUGGCAAACAUUUUCUGUGACAGCCCAGAUAGUAAAGAUGUUGAGCUUUGUGGGUCAUAACAUCUCUAUUGCCCCUUACCGUCCAGCCCUGCUGUCCUAGCGGGAAAGCAGCCACAGACAGGUGGCGUCCAGAGGCCUGGAGCUGAGAUGGAUUUGGCGGAAGACCUGGGGAAGGAGCUGGAGACCACAGCCCAGGAAGUGCUGGGAAAACUGAGGAGCCAUACGCUGUUCCAGUCCAAGUGGGACACCGCUGCCCUCAUCAUCUUCCUCAUCUUCCUUGGCACCGUGUUGCUCUUUCUGCUGCUUGUUUGUAUCCACUGUUGCUGCUAUAGCUGCUGCAGCCGCCGUGUCUCCAGACCCCAGAAGCUCCUUGGCAGCCUGGAGGACCCCUCGAAAGGUGGCACGGUGAGGCCAGGGCCUCAGUCAUUGGGUAUCCCACCAGCUGCCAACUAUCAGGGAUCCCCAGCCUGGACCCCACUCACUCAGAAGGACGGACAGACAGACAGACGCUCCAGGUAAAGUCAGAUGAUCUUUAUUUCCUGGAGGCCUUGUCGGGGACACGGAGCAAAUAAAUGCGAGGGCGCCACAGCUCAUGGUGGGCGGUUUCCAUCUGCCCUCCUGGCUCACAGCUUAGGGCCACCAUCCCCUCCUCACCCUCCACGGGCUGCCUCUCAUCAUCUUGGGGCAGCUCAGAAGGCAGAAAAAGGAUGGGGAAGGAGAGCCCUGGGCCUGGCCCCACCCUGGGUCCAAAGGUUGCCACUGUGCAAGGAAGGCAGGGUUUGGAAUGUGGGCCACCUCUGGGCUCUGCCUCCCUGACCGCCCACCUUCCUGACCCCCCGCUCCCACCCCUGCAAAAUGAAAAGCAAGCCAGCGUCCCUGUCUUUCAGCGUUUCCAGUGUUCAUUUCCAUUUGUGCAAAUGUGAUGGACAGGAUGGGAUAAAGAGGGAAAUAAAUAGUCCAUGCUGCCCG
Molecule: messenger RNA, 1426 nt
Organism: Canis lupus familiaris (dog)
Lineage: Eukaryota; Metazoa; Chordata; Mammalia; Carnivora; Canidae
Gene: SMIM22
Product: small integral membrane protein 22
Exons: 5
Coding region: 605-976 (123 amino acids)
Biological process (GO): regulation of cell population proliferation
Source: RefSeq, a predicted model, not a curated record